Messenger RNA from Aethina tumida (small hive beetle), 2459 nucleotides. Its product is annotated as CWF19-like protein 1. The record is from RefSeq and is a predicted model, not a curated record. The transcript is spliced from 8 exons. Gene Ontology annotation, molecular function: RNA lariat debranching enzyme activator activity. Gene Ontology annotation, cellular component: post-mRNA release spliceosomal complex. Lineage: Eukaryota; Metazoa; Arthropoda; Insecta; Coleoptera; Nitidulidae. Bases 614 to 2179 code for a protein of 521 amino acids. Gene Ontology annotation, biological process: mRNA splicing, via spliceosome.
AUUAUGAGACAGACUACUGUUUCUGUCAUACAUGAUGUCUCUCUCUAAAUUCAGACGGGUCAAACGCUUUUCCUACUAUAUAAAAAAUGUAUAAGCGUCAACAAAUUGUAGCAUUCAGCAGUAUAGUUAUCAAAAUAUAAAUAUAACAUUUCACAGUGUGCAACCAUUACGAUCACAUGAUCUACAUAUUUGUCUACAUUUAAAUAGUCUACAUCAGUUGACAUGUAUAUAAAUUAUAUUAACUACAUGUAAAAAAUAUAUGUCUAAACACACUUGCUCAUAAUUAAAUUUUGUAAUGAAAUGCACACCCGUGAUCUAAUUCAAAGUGCAGCAGACUUUACCUGCAGUAUAUUCUGUGAUUUGUCUAUAAUCAACAAACAUCAUAACCUCACUUAUUUCUACAAGUGAUUGUUUAGAGCUGUUGUAUUUUAGUUGUUUCCUUGCGACAUUCAGAACAAUUACACAGCUAUCUACUAUAUAAAUUCCCAGGUCUUUACUAAAAUCAGGAGACAAUUAGAGUUGCUCAUAUUACGUAUUGGCUGCCGAAAUAAACAAGGAUGUAGAUUAUGGUUUGUCGCUGAUCAGAAACGAGAGAACAAUUAGACAUAGAACAAUGAGUGAUAAAGUAAAGAUCCUGAUUGCUGGAGAUGCAGAAGGAAAAUUCGAUGCCCUUUUUCAAAGAAUUGAGACGAUUAAUAAAAAGUCCGGACCUUUUGAUAUGUUAUUAUGUGUAGGCAAUUUUUUUGGCAUCAACAACACCGAGUUUAGCGCAUACAAAACGGGUCGUAAAAAAGUGCCAAUUCCCACAUACAUUCUUGGGCCAAAUAAAGAUGAACAUAUUCAAUAUUAUCCAAAAGGGGAGAUUGAAUUUGAAAUUUGUGAAAAUUUAUAUUACUUAGGUAAACGAGGAAUCUACACAGGAAAUCAGGGACUAAAAAUUGCAUAUUUAAGUGGUAUUUAUGGUAACACUUUGGGAAAAACCAGUUACACGGCUAAAGACGCAUCAGACCUGUACGAUAUCUGUCUGAAAGGAAAUCCGGUUUUUCGGGGGGUGGACAUUCUCCUUACAUCACAGUGGCCCAAUGGCAUAGCUGACAAUUUAGAUAAACCACAAAUAUUUUUUGGCUGUGACAUUCCUGCUUAUCUGUGCAUGAAGCUAAAACCCCGUUACAUGUUCUCAGGACUGGAAGGAUGGCAUUAUGAAAGACCUCCUUUCAGAUGUCCCGUUUUAGGGGAUCAAGACUUGACUAUGGAAAGUGUGACUAGGUUUAUUGGACUUUCUAGAGUGGGCAAUGAGAAGAAAGAAAAGUGGGUGUUUGCUAUUGGUUUAACACCAAUAAGUAAAAUGAAUGUUCAACUUUUAAUGCAAAAAACCACUGAUGAAACACCAUGCCCAUUUGACAUAAAUCAUUUAGAAUCAAAGAUAUUCGGAAUAAAACGUAAAUCUAUCUCAGCCACGCAAUAUUUCUAUGAUACGACUUCUACUAGCCAAGAACAAGAAAAGGAGAGACGGCCAAAGAAACAAAAAGUCGAAUUUGACCAGAACAAGUGUUGGUUUUGUUUGGCUUGUCCUUUAGUGGAAAAACAUCUUAUUAUAAAUGUUGCAAGCAAUUCGUAUUUGGCACUUGCCAAAGGUGGAAUGGUUGAUGAACAUUUCCUGAUCUGCCCCAUUGAACAUUAUCAAAACAGUCUGGCGCAACCGGAAGACGUUUUACAAGAAAUAAACAUGUACAAAGAGGCAGUGCAGAAGUUUUAUUCCAGAAGGGAUCAUGUGGGUAUUUUCUUUGAAAGGAAUUAUAAAACUUCCCACAUGCAAAUGCAGGCCAUUCCAAUUCCAAAAAGAGCGUUAAGAGAACUAAAACAAAUAUUUAUUGACGAGUCGGAGAGUCAAGGCUUCAAACUAACGUUGUUAGAUCCAAGCCUCCGUCUAGACCAGGUAGUGUCCGCAAAGAGCCCGUUCUUCACCGUGGAAUUUCCUGAUGGUGACGUUCUGUACGCAAAAAUCGAGAGCAAUAUGAAUUUCCCCCUGAAUUUCGGCAGAGAAGUGUUGGCUCUGGGACCAGUAUUGAACCUACCUGAAAGGGCGGACUGGAAAGAUUGCAUAGUCGAUAAGGAAAAGGAAACUGAUCUGGCUCAGAAACUGAGAACUGCUUUUGAGCCCUUCGAAUUUUGUAUUUAAGUAUGUAAGACUGAAGAACUGAAAGUGACAACAUUUUCGAAAAUAUAUGAGAUGCACUUUUUUUUCGGUGUUAUUUCCUUGUAGUUUCAUGAUUGAUGUACUGUGUGUUUUUGGAACAUAUAAAUUACAAUUUAAUCAUUGAAAACUAGGAAGAAACAUCGAAAAUUGACAACGUCCAUCCCUUAGGUUAUAAAUUCAAGUAUAAAUAUUGUCUCAUUGAAUUGAAAUUUUAUUGUUGUCCUCAAAAGUUUGUAAAUUAAUAAAAAUAAUUUUAUAUAAA